CAGUGGCAUAUUAGUGUAUAUGAGCUUUCUGUGUGCAGCAGAGGGGCUGGGCUUAACUUUCCUCCUAAACAGAAAGUUUACAGAGCCAAGCACUCUUAUUUUUUCUUCUCCUCAUUGCUUUGUAGUGUUGCACACUGAGCAGACCACACUUUUAUCAGGUGCUCACUGAACCAGAGAAAAGACAUGGCCGUCACACAUCAGCCAGGACAGGUGGUGAUGGUUUCCACUACUCAAGGUUCUCAAGGCCCAUCAGUUUGGAGUACCGGCCUGUGCGAUUGCUGCAGUGAUAUGGCCACCUGUUGCUUUGGUUAUUGGUGCUUCCCCUGCAUGCAGUGUCAUACAGCCAGUGAGUUUGGAUGGUGCUGCUGUACGCCACUCCUGGACUACUGCUGCUGUGGCGUGGUGUCCUGUAAGCUGCGCUCCGCCAUUAGAAAGCGCUACAACAUCCCUGGCUCGUUCUGUGACGACUGCUGUAAACUGAUGUGCUGUUACUUAUGCGUCUGGUGCCAGAUGAAUCGUGAGGUGAAGGUCAGGAAGAACCAGGUCACCUCAGUGGUCACUACCCAGGUCGUCCGUACUUAGGACGCAGCUUUUUGGGCUGUGGGUUGAAGGCAUAUGUUGUCCAAAUAUUGCCCUCUGGUUAUUUUCUUACUGCUGUUACGAUAAAAAUAUCUAAAAAAAAAAAAAGAAAAAAAGAUUAGUUCUGUUUGCGCAGCUAUAAGCACUAGCACAAAGACAAAGCAUUUACUUUGAGUAAUUAACACAGAGCAUCAUAAAGAUCAGUAUGAUAGUGUUCUGGAAUUAGCUGUUAAGUGAAACAAGCUUGCUUAAACUCUCUAUUAAUGCCAGAUGAUUUGAGUUUUGUUCAUAUGAUAUCAUGAUGAAUGUUAGAAUUCGGGUAAGAUCAGUGUCUCUGGUUCACUCUGGUCAAUAAAAUAUUUUUGUUUCAUCUAACAAAA
Molecule: messenger RNA, 959 nt
Organism: Amphiprion ocellaris (clown anemonefish)
Lineage: Eukaryota; Metazoa; Chordata; Actinopteri; Pomacentridae
Product: placenta-specific gene 8 protein-like
Exons: 4
Coding region: 184-582 (132 amino acids)
Source: RefSeq, a predicted model, not a curated record